CUGGGCUCACAGACGUUUCCCGUUCUUUUUGGGACAAACCGAAAUCUACGAGUCUUGCGAUCUGAAUAUCUGUCGUAACCAGUGGCGAAUUAUAAAUGAACGUUGAACCCGGGCGUCUACAAGACAUUACAGAAGUACAGAAUCGACUCAUUAUCAGUUGUGUAAACAAAUCAGCGUCUUGUCAAACCUACGUAACGUACGUACUACGUACGUGAAUUUCAAACGCAUUUUUGCAUUCAAAUGACAACAUUGGACUACUAAUUACAAUUUACGGUGUAAAGAGAAAAAAUUUGAGAGAGUUAAAAAGCAUUGAGUCGAUGUUGCAUGGACCCCAUCAUUCGUGGCCUCGCUGCUCUCGCACAUAAUCCUUCUGUGCUCUUCGGUACAAAUGAAUGAUCGAAUAAUCUCCUUAGCCAUUGUUACACUACAUUAAAGUGUCGUCAAUUUGUCUAAUAUGACCAACGACAAUCAGAUCUGGUUUCGAGGGGUGCGAAGUAGUAAAUUUCGACAUGUGUAUGGAGUGCCUGCUAAAAGAGAAAAAUGUUACGACAACGUGAAGAUAACUAAAAACGCCCACGAUUCACAAUUUUGCGCAGUAAAUCCAAAAUUUUUGGCCAUUGUGACGGAGGUUGCAGGUGGUGGUGCCUUUCUCGUUUUGCCGCUUGACAGCACUGGUCGAUUGGAUUUUAAUGCCAACAGAGUGACCGGUCAUACAGGACCAGUAUUAGACAUAAAAUGGAAUCCAUUUAAUGACAAUAUGAUAGCUUCAUGCUCCGAUGAUUGUACGAUUAAAUUGUGGCACAUACCUGAUGGAGGCCUUUCCCGAAACUUGACCGAGUGGCUUGUCGAACUACAAGGUCACAAACGACGAGUGGCAUAUAUCGAAUGGCAUCCAGUAGCUGAAAAUAUAUUGUUCAGCGCUGGAUUUGAUCACCUCAUUAUCGUGUGGGAUAUAAACAGCGGUGAAGCUGUAAGCAUCAUAGACAGACAUUCAGAUGUUAUAUACAGCAUGUCUCUAAACCGAGAUGGAAGUCUACUCGCUACCACUUGUAAAGAUAAAAAACUGCGUGUUUUCGAACCAAGAUCUGGGAUCGUUGUUUCAGAAGGCGUAUGUCAUGCUGGAACAAAAGCAAGUAAAGUGGUAUUUCUCGGUGGUUCUGGCCGCCUACUGACGACUGGUUUUAGCAGACACUCAGAUAGGCAAUAUGCCGUUUGGAGUCAGCAUGAUUUGUCCAGUCCUUUGACUUGCGAGACGAUCGACUCUUCAAGUGGUGUAGUUUUUCCAUACUACGACCAUGACACCAAUAUGAUCUACCUUGCAGGAAAGGGUGAUGGCAACAUUAGAUAUUAUGAGGUAGUAAAUGAAACGCCCUGGAUACAUUUCCUCAGCCAGUUUAUAUCUGGUAAUCCUCAACGAGGACUAGGUGUGAUGCCAAAGAGAGGAAUCCUUACCAGCCAGUGUGAGGUUUUCAGGUUUUUUAAGUUACAUGCAACUAGGGGAAUGUGUGAACCCAUUUCUAUGAUAGUUCCGCGAAAGAGCGAUCAGUUCCAAGAAGACUUAUACCCGGACACAGUUAGUACCACGCCAGCUCUGACAGCAAAAGAUUGGGUAAAUGGCAUGAACAGCCCUCCACAUCUGAUCUCGUUGAAAACAGGUGGUAGUAUCACAACGCAUAAACCUCGGUCUCACAAACAAAAUCAAGGUCCUGCUGCCACCGAUCUGAACACUAAGAAGAAGUUUGCAUUUUUGUCGACUGAAACAGUACCGGAUUACAGGCCGGUAGAGCUUCACGACAUGUCCGAGAAGAGUCAAAAGACAUCUAGCAAUCUGACUACCAAGUUUCAUCAGCUACAACAAAACUUUGGCAGCGUCACAACGCAGAAGAAUAUUCUAACAUCACCGUUAAGCGACAACAAAACACUCAGCACCGUAGAACCUCUUAACGAAUCUGAUUUGAGGAUGGCUUACGUGCAUCAAGGAGAUGAGUUGAGAUUAUUGAGACGACAGUUGGCUAAUAGUCAGUUACGGGUCAAGGAGUUAGAAGAACAAGUGUUGAAGCUCCAAAAUCAAUGAAAAGUGCAUUUUACAUUGGAUAAUGAUCAAGAAGCAAAGUAUUCUAUUCCCAAUCAAAGCUUCUCAUCGAAAGGUUUUAUGAAUGUGUCCAUUGCAAUAGGAUAUAAACUACAAGAAAUUCGACGUCUGCAUCAGCGUAGUUAGGAUACUUGGAAUUAUUGAUUCAUUAAGUUGUCACUCCUGUCUUCAUGUCGGUUAAAAAUUAAUUCUUGUAUCGUUCCCUUCAAAUAAGUGAGAUCUAUAUUACGAACGAAAUCGCAUUGUCAAAAUUGAGUCGUCAACAGUAUCUUUUCGAUUCAAUAUCACAACUUUCCUAUUGAAUUUCUUGAUACUUUCUAUACACAGCUGAGUUCUUAUCGAAUCACAGACGUGGAGAAAUUUAUCGAAUUAAAAUGCAAAGGUACAUAUUCAUGAUUUUACCACUUGGAUGUAAUGUGGGUAGUUGUGAUAGUAUCUAAUAUAACUGAUAGAUAAUUGCGCUAAUAUCUUGAUGUACCUACCUAGAUUCCAAUGGACCACUGCAAUACCGUAGAUGGACAAUUAACUUGAAAUUGAUGACUCUCUAUGAAUUAGAGCAAGUUAAUGAAUUUGUAUUAUCACAUUUACAAAUAGUUAAUAUCUAAAGACGCAAAAUACCGUAAUCGAUUAGUACAAAUUUUGAAAAACGGAAAUGGCACUUAAACUAAAAAUAGACAGCAGUAUCUUAAUCUGAUUUUUCAUAUGCUAUUCAGAUGGAUAAUCAAAGCUCGUGUGCUAUCGAUGUUGUCAGUUUAUUGAUCUAUUUAUCGUGCCUUUGCCAAAAACUGAGCACUGCCUCCGGUAAUUUUUUUUUAUUCCUUUCAUAUGCAUUUCUUAGGCCUAAUUAGGAAAUGCGUGUUUGUAGAUAGAGAGGUAAAAUAUAUGUCAAAUUCUAUAGAGUCAAUUUCAGUCAGAGUUCGGAUGCUCGUUUCAAUUUGGAUUGAAUAACAAAUGUCGAUUACGAUGGUACAUCUUAAAUCAAACGGUAAAAACAAAAUUUUCGAUUAUUGGGUGAUCGUUCAUAAUUUGUACGGUCAAUGAUUAAAUUAUGAUUCAAAAAGUUUAAGCUCAUUAUAAACAAUGUAUGUUUGGGAUUACAUUUAAGAAAAUCUGCAUACAUCAGAAAUAAUGAUCAAUCAGUGAUUUAUUCGAAUCCUUGAAUUUAAGAUCGAGAAAUUCAAACUGGAAAUUUGCUUACCGAAAGCAGUCUGUAAUAAAUUCGCGCGGUGCACUCGUAUCUCAUGGGCAAUUUGAUUAUCAGUCAGCUUGAUACUUUGCCAGUUGGCAGAAGUGAAUGUUCUGAUUUUUUUUAGAGUACUCGUAGGCUUAUUGUUUCCAACGUCAGGGCCCAGCGUGAUUGGCAUUGCAUUAGUAAAAAGUGCAAAUGAGGUAGUAAAAAAGAAGCGCAUUGAAAGUAACAUCAACUUUUUGAUGUAAGGGUUGCUUCACACAUAUGCCAAAGACGUUGAUGAUUGUUUCGAGUAAAUUGAGCAUGCACAAUAAUUAGAAAGCACAUGAUCAUAUUGUUAUGAUAAUUAUGAUGGCUCUGAACUUUGGCAGUUAGGUACAGAGCUACCUACUCUUUGUUAUUAUUAUUAUCAUUGUUAUUAUCGUCAUCGUAAUCUUCAUUAUCAAUGUAUAAAUGUUCAAUAUUUGUACGUGUAAGCGAUAUAAGCGAAUAAUUUUUCGGAAUUUAACUUGUAGUCAAUAAAGAAAUCGGUUAAUUGCAA
Molecule: messenger RNA, 3822 nt
Organism: Athalia rosae (coleseed sawfly)
Lineage: Eukaryota; Metazoa; Arthropoda; Insecta; Hymenoptera; Athaliidae
Product: coronin-2B-like
Exons: 10
Coding region: 455-2074 (539 amino acids)
Biological process (GO): actin filament organization
Molecular function (GO): actin filament binding
Source: RefSeq, a predicted model, not a curated record